CCGGGCAGUGGGCGGGCUUGAAGACGUCGUCUGGGUUUGGACUGUGACAGAGCUAUCUGAGUUCAACGGCUGGGCGGAAAGCCUUUCUCAGGGGCCCUGCCAGGAGGGAGACCCGCGAGAUUCUCGAUGGUGUCCAUGACUUUCAAGCGGAGCCGCAGCGACCGGUUCUACAGCACCCGGUGCUGCGGCUGUUGCCAUGUCCGCACCGGAACGAUCAUCCUGGGGACCUGGUAUAUGGUGGUAAACCUAUUGAUGGCAAUUUUGCUGACUGUGGAGGUGACUCAUCCAAACUCAGUGCCAGCUGUCAACAUUCAGUAUGAUGUCAUUGGUAAUUACUAUUCUUCUGAGAGGAUGGUUGAUAAUGCCUGUGUUCUUUUCGCCGUCUCUGUUCUUAUGUUUAUAAUCAGUUCAAUGCUGGUAUAUGGAGCAAUUUCUUAUCAAGUGGGUUGGCUGAUCCCAUUCUUCUGUUACCGCCUUUUUGACUUCGUUCUCAGUUGCCUGGUUGCUAUCAGUUCUCUCACUUAUUUGCCAAGAAUCAAAGAAUAUCUGGAUCAGUUGCCUGAUUUUCCCUACAAAGAUGACCUCCUGGCAUUGGACUCCAGCUGCCUUCUGUUCAUUGUUCUUGUGUUCUUUGCCUUAUUCAUCAUCUUUAAGGCUUACCUAAUAAACUGUGUUUGGAACUGUUAUAAAUACAUUAACAACAGAAACUUGCCAGAGAUUGCUGUGUAUCCUGCCUUUGAAGCACCUCCACAGUAUGUUUUGCCAACCUAUGAAAUGGCAGUGAAGAUGCCUGAAAAAGAACCACCGCCUCCUUACAUACCUGCCUGAAGAAAUUCUGCCUUUGUCAAUAAACCUUAUACCAGCUUUUUGUCUUGUUUAUUUUACAGAAUGCUGCAGUACAGGGCUCUUCAAACUGAUUUGAUAUAAAAUACAUUUUGUUUGUUUAAGCAUUUUUUUUCCAAAACACUAAGCUUUUUGGACAUCUAUUAAAAAAAUAUAUAUAUAUAUUUUUUGUUAAGGCUAUAUGUUUAAAUAGUUUUUGAAGACAAUCUAGGUUAGGCAGGAGCAAAGUACCAUAGUUUGCUUUUACUUGGGUCGGGAGGGUAGGAAGGGGAUAUUCUCCACGUAUUUUCUUUUAUAACUUGGCACUUUCUUUAUAUAAUAGUUUGUAUUUUGGUUAUUAGCUGCCCUGGAUACUUUCAGGAAGAAAGAAUUAAAUAUUCAGGGUGAGAGAGUUGGGUGUAAGAUCUGAAAUUUUCAUUAUGGAAAUAGGAAGUGUGUAACAUUUUGCCUUGACUGUGGAAGAUGAUGGUUGCAUGUUUCUAAUUUGUAUUUGUUUCCAUCUUUGUAAUACGAUGCUUUAAUAAAUCUCUUAAAUAUUUACUGUCA
Messenger RNA from Loxodonta africana (African savanna elephant), 1389 nucleotides. RefSeq names its product lysosomal protein transmembrane 4 alpha (gene LAPTM4A). The coding region runs from base 127 to 828 and encodes 233 amino acids. Lineage: Eukaryota; Metazoa; Chordata; Mammalia; Proboscidea; Elephantidae. The record is from RefSeq and is a predicted model, not a curated record. Gene Ontology annotation, cellular component: lysosomal membrane. The transcript is spliced from 7 exons.